AUGCCUCUACAACAACUUGUUCUUCACCCCACGGUCAACAAUUCAUUAAAGUAUGCUAGCACAACAGUUGGUAGAGAUAAGAUAUAUAGAACUGUUCAAUACUUUGCUCGGUUUCUUGUUUGGUAUUUUAAACGUCAAGGUUAUACCAAAGAAACAAUUCAGAGAUUUGCUAAUUUAAAAAGUACAUUAGUUAUGAGACUUGGAAAACCCAAUUAUAAAAAUUUUUGUAAUCAUGCUACUUUUUUGAUGUUUGGAUGA
Molecule: messenger RNA, 258 nt
Organism: Entrophospora sp. SA101
Lineage: Eukaryota; Fungi; Glomeromycota; Glomeromycetes; Entrophosporales; Entrophosporaceae
Source: the annotation of a GenBank genome assembly